AUGGACUUCGAGGCUUCCGGCGCUCAAGAAUGGGCACUUCCCGGUUACGGACGGCCUGAAUCCCAGAAUAACCGUCCUGAGCCGGAGAAUUCAAAGAUGCAAAAUGCUACAAAGACCAUUCCGAGCACUGCUUCAGCGUCCGUCAGAGGAACAGCUCGACCUCCCAGAGCACGUUGCACCAUCCGUGGUAGACGAGGUUCCACCACGCCCCAAGCUCAUCUUCCGGGAGAGACGCCUGCAAAAGCGCAAUGGAGAAAUGGCAAGGAGCCAGCAGGAAUAUUCAAGCUUCCAGGUCCUUUUAAGGAGAUUCGAGAUGCCGGUUCCUCUAGACGCCCUUUCGGACAGCAGGGACGCAACGAUGUCUUUGACGACAUUUGCCGAAAGACUGGAGCUUACAUAUGUCCACCCGCCGGCGAUCAAGAGGCAAUUCGUCUCUGGGGGGGGCCAUAUCAGGUAUCUCAGGCCAUCGAGCUCAUUCAAAGCAUCUUUGCGAGAUGUGAGUCACUCGCCUUACCUAAGGAAAGGAAAUGGACCAGGACCACCGCCUAUUCUGUCGGUAAGGAGGAGCUUGCGGAUCAGCUUGAACUAGAAGACGCCCUGCUUCAAGCAUAUCGUAAGGAUCCUGGUCCCAACGUUACAUGCUUCGAGAAGCUCUUGUUCUUGUGGCCGAAGGAGGGUCCCUCACUGAAGAACGCCCUUGGCGCAGAGCUCGAAGCUCUUGAUCCUAUUCGUGUCAGAUUUGAGUGUCACUUGUUCGUUCUUGACGACCUGCCUGACCACAUCUGUGUUGUCGGCUACGCCCAGGGCAAGACAGGUCUUAUCGUUCAGCUCCUGCGUAACAAGUGGGCUGAGAUUAUGGCAAACAGUCUUGUCAGAUCUAAGCUCUACCUGGUUGAGCCUUUCGAGUCAGGCCAGGGUGAAGUCUCUGCGAGAAGGGAGGGAGGACUGACUCGUGCAGCUUUUCGGGCAAAUUCGUUGAACGAUACCGACAUGCAAAUUUGGGCGGACCGAGCUGAGCUGAUCCGGUCGAAGAACAAUGCUCGUCUCCUCAAUGUGGUCGACAGAUUCUUGAAGGGUGUGAUCUACGUGCGUGGUCAUCUCCGCAUGCGAGUCAAUCUCGGAUUAUUCGUGCUCGAUAGAUACCGUGUGCCGUCCGAGGGUAAACCCGCUUGGAGCUUUGAGGAAUUAUGGGAAAUGCUGCUCCACGAAAAUACCAAGGGCCGUUUAGUACCAGGUCUGAAAAUUGACAAGACCCAGCUGCUUCCCAGACUGCUUGCUGCCAGCGACCUCCUUCAGCCGUAUGACCGUACAGAGGACUCGCUGAGACAACCAGAGCCAGCAUUUUCCGUCAACUUCGAGUUCACUGGUCAGCAGAAUUCUCUCCUGCGUUUGGAGGCCGAGUUCGCCAAGUGUCCUGGAGCACACGAUUAUGGAAUGAUUCACAGCCGUUGGCUUAAACCGCGCAAGGUCGGACAUGUCCAGGACUCGCGCUCACCUCUGCAGGUGGGAGUUAUUGACUUCGAAAGGUCCGAUUGGCAGCUUGAAGUCGCGUCGCUCGAGUUCUAUGAAGCGUCUGCAGUCGAGAAGGCUUUGCGGGAGUUCUCUCAGACAAUCAAGUUCAAGCCCAACGAUGCAAUGAGUGAUAUCUCGGCCACCCCUACUCGCAAAGUUCUCUUUCACUCUUCGGCGCCAGUCUUCCGGUUCAUCGAGAAGACCUCUAUUCGUUACCGUCUGAAGGGUACUAGGUAUAUCCUAGAGAUAGCCCGCUACGACGAGUACACACGCAAGUCUGCCAUCGGUCCAGCUUCCUUGAAUCUAGCAGCAACUUUUGAAGAAAAACCUCGCAUUUCAUGGGGAGCAUCAAUCUUUGAUUUUGCCUGGGACAACUUGCUUGGAAAGCAUGCCAAUAUGUCUGUUGGACAGACAGCGAGAUAUGACCCGACUCUUCAGACUUUUUUCCCAGCCUCGAUCGAGACAGACGACAAAUCCCAGGGGCUCUGGGAAUUCGUGGCUUUGGUCAAGCGAGUUGCAGCUGUCCUCGGGUCUGGGCCGCCAGCCACCGUCAAAAGCACCGUAACUUCAAAGGAAGCCAACGGCCGUUCGGCGAGCCCGGCGUCGAGCGGCAAUGCUAGGGCUCUAGAUGCGGACCUCGGAACUUUGUUCUAGGGUAGGCUUACCGCUAUCUGCAUUGGAAAGCUACGAUUUCUUUUCGAUUUGCUGCUUCAAAUUAUGGCGAUGAAUGUAUUGAUGCCAUUGUUUCCUUCUGUGUUUCUGUACCUAAUUGUGGCCACCUGAUUAACCUGCACCGGCAGUGGCAGUGGCGGAGGACGCAGCACCCUCGGUAAGUAGCUUCUGUCUCAGAGCUGGUUAUCGAGUGGUUAGUUUCGGUAUUGGCAGUUUUGUUAUGCAAUAAUGACUUCUCGGGCGUUGCUUGCAGGAUGAGGUGAUUAGAGACGGGCAACAACAUACCAUCUUCGAA
Messenger RNA from Aspergillus saccharolyticus JOP 1030-1, 2479 nucleotides. RefSeq lists its product as uncharacterized. Lineage: Eukaryota; Fungi; Ascomycota; Eurotiomycetes; Eurotiales; Aspergillaceae. The record is from RefSeq and is a predicted model, not a curated record. The coding region runs from base 1 to 2166 and encodes 721 amino acids. The transcript is spliced from 9 exons.